GCUGUGUUCACAGACUAUGCCAUCGUCAGGCUCACUUUUAGAGGUGUUGGGAAAACAAGGAAUCCCUCUUUUGUUUAAGUUUUUCUUUUUCUCUCAUAUCCUUUCUCAUUUCCAAGUUCACCUGGUUUAUUCACUUCUCAGUCCCCAGUGCCUACAGAUAAGCCCGCCAACCAUGGCUGUUUGCAUUCAGAUGGGUGGGAGGGAACCAUUGUAUUAUGCAACCGGCCCCAACCUUUCCCAGCCCUGGCUGUUGGUUUCAGCCCGGAUCUCCAGGCAAGAACAGCUGCAGAAAGAGCACUGGUCAGGCACAAGGGUUUUAGACCCCAAACCUCAUGGCAUUCCAGCACCAACUAUUACAGGAGGAUUUCCCUUCCAAAGUGAUUUCUGCCGGUGUUUCCCAGGAUAUGGACUAAUCACCUUUAAAAAUAAUUUCUUUAGAGGAUCAAGAUGAAGGUGACUACACUCUUGGCCAGGGCACUUUAUGACAACCACCCUGACUGCUCCGAUGAGCUGGCUUUCUGCAGAGGAGACAUCCUGACCGUUUUGGAGCAAAACGUACCGGAAAGUGAGGGCUGGUGGAAGUGUUCACUCCAUGGGAGGCAAGGCCUGGCCCCUGCCAACCGCCUCCAGAUCCUCAGGGAGGGCCCUGCCGACAAGCCCGGCCCCCCUUUCCCGAGGGGUCUGGAAGACACUCCCGCCAGCUCCCAGGAGACCUACCAGGUGCCCACCAUGCUCAACCCCCCGCCUCCCAGCCCCGUGUACGAGCAGAUGAAGAGCUGGGUGGAGAGGCCCCCGCCUCCCACAGUCCAAGUCUAUGAGUUCCCUGACCCACCUGCCAACGCCAGGAUCAUCUGUGAAAAGACUCUAAGCUUUCCAAAGCAGGCCGUUUUCACGAUUCCCAGAUCUGCUAGGAUCUCGUUGCCAGCUCUGCCUUCCCAAGUGUACGACAUACCUUCCCAGAGCCGGUGCCCUCCAGCCCUGAAGGAGCCAGGGAAGCAGCAGCUGUAUGACAUCCCCCCCAGCCCCCAGAAGGCAGCACUCGGUCCCCCCGCCAGCCGAACAAAUGGCCAGAGUGUUCCCCUGACAUCAACCAUCGCCUCAAGGAGAGGCGGCUGCAACACGCUGCCCAGCCCUCAGAAGUCGGAAUGGAUUUAUGACACGCCAGUGUCUCCGGAAAAGGCUGAUGGGAGAAACACAUCUCUAACCAGCUUUGUGGAAGAAUCAGGACGCUUGGCUCCCCCUAGGUAUAUGUCCAGCUUCCACAGUCCUCCAAACAUCAGAGCAGAGUCCCACACACCACACCCGCAGAGAAACGUGCCCAUGCAGAAAAAACUCAGUCUUCCAGAAAUUCCUUCGUAUAGCUUUCCACCAGCCAGGGUCGUGCUCCCUUUGGAUAAAGGUGUCAGCUACAAGGUUCCUUCAAGCUUUCUGAUUCCCCGCAUGGAGCAGCAGAACACCAAGCCGAACAUUUACGACAUACCUAAAGCAAUGCCAAGUGUCCCUCCAGCUUGGAAAGAGCUGGGAAAAGCCCAUGGGCCUUCAGAGAGUCUCAAGGACCAUAAUUCCUCAUGGUUCUCCAGACAGGCAGCAUCACUGUCUCCUGAACCAGACAGCUCAUCCAUUUCCAGUUCCGACAGCAGAGCCAGCAUCCUGUCUUCAUGCUCCUCUACCUCCACUGACUCUUCAUCUAGCUCUUUCUCGGAGGAGUCAGCAAAAGAGCUCCCCUUGGACCUGGACUUGGCCAAAGAGACGUUAACAGCCCUGCAGCACAAGGUGGCCACCUCUGUCGCGGGCCUGAUGCACUUUGUAAGUAGGAAGUGGAGGUUCAGAGACUCUCUGGAGGCCAACAUCGACGCAAUCCACAGGGCUGCCGACCACGUGGAGGAAUCCUUGAGAGAGUUUCUGGAUUUCGCCCACGGAGUCCGUGGGACCGCCUCUAACCUCACUGACAGUAACCUUCAGGCCAAAAUUAGGGAUCAGCUACAGACUAUCUCCAACUCCUACCAAAUCCUGCUAGAGACAAAGGAGAGCCUGGAGAGCUGCAGUUGGUCCCUGGAAGUCCUCGUGACCGACAAAGUCCAAAACAACCCAGAUGACCUGGAAAGAUUUGUCCUGGUGGCGCGGAUGGUUCCGGAAGACGUCAAGAGGUUCGCCUCCAUUGUCAUUGCCAACGGGAGGCUCCUUUUCAAGCCAAAUUUUGAAAAGGAAGAUACCAUGCAGUUGACUCCAAAUGCAGAAUUUAAGCUUGCAAAAUGCAUCCAGCUUCCCCGAAGGGAGAUUGAAUCCUACCAAAGGAGUGUACCUUUUAAUCAACAAAAGGAAAAUGAACACCCCCCUGAACUAUUAAAGAAAAAUGAGACAAAUGUCUGUGAACAGAAGUUGCCUAACCUGGAAGAGAAAGAAAACCCCAUCUUAGAGCAAACGUUGGAUGAAAACAAAGACUUAGAAACACAGAAUCCUAGCUGCCUUACCCGCCGGCCUUUGAGUCAGCAGAGUCCUGAGAAGAAAAUCCACCUCUCUGAACACUGCCGCCUCUAUUUCGGGGCGCUCCUCAAAGCCAUCAGCGUGUUUAAUAGAAGCCUCAGCAGCAGCCAGCCCCCCGAGAUCUUCAUCAUGCAGAGCAAGCUGGUCAUCACGGUGGGGCAGAAGCUGGUGGACACGCUGUGUAAGGAGACCCAGGAGAGGGACGUUCGCAAUGAGAUUCUCUGUGGCAGCAGCCGGCUGUGCAGCCUGCUCAAGGACCUGGCGCUGGCCACCAAGCACGCGGUGCUCACGUACCCAAGCCCCGCCGCCCUGGGGCAGCUCCAAGCCGAGGCCGAGAAGCUGGAGCAACACACGCGGCAGUUCAGAGGGACGUUGGGAUGAGCCUCCUUCCCUCCCUCCUUCCCUCCCUCCUUCCCCCUGUUAACCUCUUAGCAUCAGCUUCCCACCCACAACCUGUGCAGGUCUGCCCUGUGGGAAAAGUCAGCCUGGGGAUACGCAACAGGUGGCAGCAGCUGUGGGGCCCAAAGCCAGCAUUACCAAGUGUUUGGGCAACCCCAGGAUAUUGGCUUAGCCCACAGGGAGUCAGGGAAGAGGGUCAGGUGUAGAGUCAGGACCUUGCGAAGGGUUUAGCAUAUCAUGUAGGGCCAGCAUGUGAAAGGCGGUUGUAGAAACCAAUUUUUAUAUUGGCUGAGUAAGUGCCUGUUUUAAAUUCAUUCAUUCAGUACUUAUUUAUUGGGUUCCUAUUCUGUGUCAGGUUCUAGGUGCUGGGACAGAGCGCUGAAUCGGACAGAGGCUUUGCCCUCAGGGAGUUUAUAAUCUAGUGGGGGGACAGACAAUAAAUGAAGAAAUGCAUAUACAAUGUGAUAGGUGCUAGGGAGAAAAUAAAGUAGGAGAAAGGGGAGAGAUUGUUUUCAAAUGGCUAGUCACUGUUGCAUCCGCUAGAAAAUGUAAUAAAUUUUUCAUUUUGGAUUGAAUUAAUUCUGCGAGAUUGGUACAAAUUAUGUGUUUGUGCCUUACACCAAAAUAUAUAUAUAUAUUUAUGUAUAGCUUGCUGUUUUAUCUUACCCAAGUUAAAGAGGCAUGUUACAGUUGCAACAUAACAUGUUCUAUUGGGUUCCCUAUUAAUUUAUUUUGUACAUUAUAGGUUCUGUGUUGAUAAAUGCAGGAUGCUCAAUCAAAAAAGGUUUAUACCUCAAAUCUGUUACCAUUUAUAAUAUUAUAUAAAUAUAAUCAUAAAUUGAAACAUUCUAUGCAGCAA
Camelus dromedarius (Arabian camel) is the source of this 3742-nucleotide messenger RNA. RefSeq names its product Cas scaffold protein family member 4 (gene CASS4). The transcript is spliced from 7 exons. The record is from RefSeq and is a predicted model, not a curated record. Bases 448 to 2865 code for a protein of 805 amino acids. Gene Ontology annotation, cellular component: cytoplasm; plasma membrane. Gene Ontology annotation, molecular function: protein binding. Lineage: Eukaryota; Metazoa; Chordata; Mammalia; Artiodactyla; Camelidae. Gene Ontology annotation, biological process: cell migration; cell surface receptor protein tyrosine kinase signaling pathway.